AAAAGAAAAACCCUCCUCUCUCUCUCUCUCUCUCUAUCUCUCAUAUCCUCUAUUGUUCACACACUCUUCACACUCACAAUACAAUACAUCUCUCUCUCUCUCUCUCUCUCUCACAAUAUAUAACUCUAUCUUGUGUUUUAAUAUUAAAUGGGGAUGGAGCAAAACAACGUGAUCGCACCGUUCAUUAUGAAGACAUAUCACAUGGUUAACGAACCAAACACAGAUAACCUUAUCAAGUGGGGUCCAUCAAACAACAGUUUCAUCGUCCUUGAUCCACUCCAAUUCUCUCACUCUCUUCUUCCUGUUUUCUUCAAACACAACAAUUUCUCUAGCUUUGUUCGUCAACUCAACACCUACGGUUUUAGAAAAGUGGAUCCGGAUAGAUGGGAAUUUGCGAAUGAGUAUUUUCUAAGAGGACAAAAACAAUUAUUGAAGAACAUAGUUAGGAAGAAGCACGUUGGUGGAGUUGGAAAUGGAAGGAACAAUAAUAAUUAUUUUAAUGAGGUGAAAUUUGAAGAUUUAGAAGAAGAUGAAGUUAUGAUGAAGGAAAUAUUGAAGCUAAAAGAAGAACAAAGAAUUUUAGAUGAAGAGCUUCAAGGAAUGAACAAAAGAUUAGAAACAACAGAGAAAAGACCACAACAAAUGAUGGCUUUUCUUUGCAAUGUCGUUGAAGAUCCUCAAAUUCUAUCAAGAAUACUAAAUGAGAGAGAAAAACAAAUAAUUGUUGAGACGAAAAAACGACGGUUUAUAUCUCCGCCGGAGACGGCGGCGAUGACGGUGGCGACCACGUCAACUUCUUCGUCAUCUUCCGGCAUGGGGAUAGCGAGUACCGUGAAGAUGGAGUUUGAUGAAGACGAGGUGACUGUUGCGAAUAAUAUGACGUCGUCUUCGCCGGAGAUGGGUUUUGAAAUUGAUUAUUUCCACCGUGAGCCGCCGCAGGGGUUGACGCCGGCGGGUGAUUGGUGGGGGCAGACACAGUUUGGACAAAUGGGUUUUAGGAAUGAUUGUGCAGUUGUUCCGACACCGUUGACGGUGGUGUCUCCGGCGCCGGUGAUGGGAGGUGGGAAUAGCAAUAGUAGAACGGAGUGUGUGGUUUUCAAUGAAAUGGCGGCGGAGAAUAGUAAGUUGCCACCUUAUCCUUUUUCAUUGUUAGAAGGUGGCUUUUAGUUUAUGGAUUUUAUCUUGGAUUCUAUCUUUUUUGUAUGACAAAUCUAUUUUUCUCUUUUUUAUUUUUAUUUUUAUUUUUGGAUUUCUUUUUUAUAUUUUGUGUAACAUCUCUGUUUCUUUUUUGGUUUUUAAUUCUCAUUUGUUGUAUGUAAAGAGAAAAUACAAGAAGUCAAAACAAGAUAGAAAGUAUAAAUCAUUAGAUAUUUUGUGUUCUA
This is a messenger RNA of Trifolium pratense (red clover), 1382 nucleotides long. RefSeq names its product heat stress transcription factor C-1. NCBI's taxonomy places the organism in Eukaryota, Viridiplantae, Streptophyta, Magnoliopsida, Fabales, Fabaceae. The record is from RefSeq and is a predicted model, not a curated record. The transcript has 2 exons. The coding region runs from base 148 to 1167 and encodes 339 amino acids. Gene Ontology annotation, biological process: regulation of transcription by RNA polymerase II. Gene Ontology annotation, molecular function: RNA polymerase II cis-regulatory region sequence-specific DNA binding; DNA-binding transcription factor activity. Gene Ontology annotation, cellular component: nucleus.